Conger conger (European conger) is the source of this 3538-nucleotide messenger RNA. It is a transcript of the gene lins1, whose product is annotated as lines homolog 1. Lineage: Eukaryota; Metazoa; Chordata; Actinopteri; Anguilliformes; Congridae. The coding region runs from base 506 to 2623 and encodes 705 amino acids. The transcript is spliced from 6 exons. The record is from RefSeq and is a predicted model, not a curated record.
CACUGUACACUACUUGUUUCCAAGUCUGAAUCUUUGAAUAUUCGUAUAAAUCAUUAUUUGCACUACAGUUCCCAGAAUGCAACGCAACACAAAUCAGGAAGCUGCUUCCACAAACGUGCUUUUGGAGGAAGAAUUUUUGAAGUUUGCAUUUAGUAAAACCUGUGUGAAACAUAAAGCAAGUGACAGUUCUGAGUAUUUCUGAUAGAAUAUCCAUUCUUAUGACUAGUUGUGGACACGUGACGCUAGCUAGCUAAGUGGUUACUUUUGCUGUUCUAUUCAGCUAGCUAGAUGUAUCUAUGUAUCGAGAUAGAUUCUAGCUAGUUGGCUAUAUCUUCAAAUUGUUUCUAGUUAUCUACAGUAAUCGAAUAGCUCGGUUUAUUGUGGACAGUCAUGAGCAAGGUUGGAGAGGGGUGUGUUUGUGUAUUUCUGUUUGUGUGUGUUUUAGUUGUUUGCCUUGGUUAAGUGCCAAGACCACUUUAUAUGCAGUAUUCCAUAGAAAACAGAAAUGGAGCAUAUUGUUUCAGUUUUACAUGAGGUAGACAGCGGGUUAUUGAUGGGGACACCCAUGAGCUACGGGAGUCCCGAGUUGGCGUCCAUCAUUUGUUCUGGUAUUUGUGAAUACAGCUCUGAGAACUCUGGGGGUUGCCAUAAUGAUAAAAGCAGCUGUGUAGGUGACGAAAGAAGUCGUCCCCAGACCCUGUCAACAUUCUCAUGUUCUGUUAUCUUGAUGGAUGAACACAAGCGGGAAGAGAAGCAAAAGGAAACUAUGUGUUUUGCUUUGAGUAUUCUGGAAAGAAUUAGCUCCAAGCUGCUGUCCCCAAACCACAGAGUGGAUUUCAGCGUUUAUUACAAGGAGAUUUUGAGAAUAUCAUUGGCGGACAUAACGUUAGAUCUCAUGUCAAAACUUGUCUCUCUUUUUAGCAUCCAGGACACUUUAUUAUCACACUUGGCUGUGAAGUGUGUAUCAUCUGUUGUGCUUUUUCAGCUUCUGGAGUCCAACACAUUCAACGGUGUUUGGCAACAGAAGUGUUUCCAAAACUUUCAGAGGGGAUGCCCUUGCAAAGAGAUGGACAAUUGUUUGUUGUCUCUCACCACUGUCGUGAAAGGAGUGUUGAAAGGACCGUUUGAAUGUAAGAGGGAAAAACUGGAUGAACUGCUUGUGGCAUUUGACCCUGUACUGCCUCACUUGUACACAGGGCUGCUGUCAUGUGGGGGGCCAGGAUCUGAUAUGGCUGCAUGUCAAGUUGACUCAUGUGAUUUGGACACCAUACAUAUGACUUUUGUUGAUUUGCUUGAAGUGCUCACUGCUGCAAGAGUCAGGCUACACGUAUGCCCCAUGAGCCUGAGGCUUUUGUACCAGCAGACAUCUGUGUGCCUUCAACUAGUUGACUCCCCUGUUCACUAUGCUGUGAAAAAGAAAGUGCUUCUGUUGUUGAAAAGAGUCCUGCUUGGGAAAGCUGGAGAGGAUCUCUCCAUUGGAGAAGUUCAACCCUCUGCACAGGUGGACGCUCAUAUGACCCCUGACCUGUGGGCACUGGCUGACUCUGUGUUGAGGUCAGCAGGUACUGGCUGGGUUCAGCGUGUCUCUGUCAGUGCCAAGGCCAGCUUUUUUGGCGGCACCGGUGAGUCAGUUCCUGGAGGCCGUGAAGGACCAGAUUUUGUGAUGCUGAGGGCAGUUAGCCUGCUUUUACUGAAGUCCUUGGAAUACAAAGUCCAGCAAGUCAGUACAGAAGACUCGCUUUGUCCUGUGGACAUCCAGAGCUAUUUGUGUCCUUUGAUGAUUUUCCUGAGCCAACAUCUGACACAAAGCCUCCAGCUCUAUCAUUCCUGUGCCUGGGUCUCACUGGUGUUUGGAGAGCAAGAUGAUGACAUGAUAGAAGCAGCAAUGACAUUAAUGUUGUUGUAUCUAUACCAGAAGAGGGCGAAUGCUGCUUCAGAUGAGGAUGCUUGUAGCUCUGGCUACAACCCUCACUGCCUCUUCAUCUGCCUGCUGAAAAGUGUGGCAUUUGACCACUCUGUGCUCCUAGACUUCUUGAUCUCAACUGAAACUAGUUUCCUGGAGUACUUUGUGAAGUAUUUAAAGUUCCUGCUGGAAAACUGGGAAGGCUUCCGCAGAAGUUGCCUGUACACCCAGGGGUCUGACCCACUCAGACAGAGGAGGGACAGCUCAGCCCAUGGGCAGAAGUCCACUGUGGGAUCCAAACUGCCCAUUAAUCAAAUGGAUCCUCAGUUUUACCAGUCACCGGCUAGUGGGGCUGCCGAAUCCUCGUUUCAUCCUUUGGUGGAUUACGGGAGCUCGGAUGAUUCUGAAGCAGAAGAGCCGAGCGUGUCAGAUGGCUCAUUAGGGAGAGCCCAGGGGAUCAGGGAGGGGUCAGGGCUCCAGUGUGCUCCUGCAGGACGACCGGCUCUGUGCUUACCAGACCAUGCAGCGGUGCGAGCCAGAGAUAACGGCCUGACUCCUGAUGGCAUGUGUGAAGAAGCAGUCACGUGCCUUGGGGAACUAAGAAAAGUCAUAGUCAAGCUGCAGAAACGAAAUCUCUUUCCCUACAAGCCUGCCUCGCUUCUAAGACUGCUGAUGCAAAUCGAAACCAAGAGUGGGUUUGAAGAUGGAUCACAGUGUUAAAGAUGUGUGUGUGUCUGGAUGCCAUGUGCAGCAUGGUGUGUGUUCAUGUCAGUGUCAGUGGUAUUCUUCCAGGAUCAAUCUCCCAUUAGAGCUGUGGUGGUGGUCACACUGUUCAGGUCGGUUAUGUGUGUAAGAAAAUCUGAUACUGUGUCAAGUGUAACUUUUGUCCCCCUGUUAUUUUUCUACCUUUUCAGGACAGCUCAAGAAGGAGUCAGUGUCUGUAGGCUUUUGUUACAGCCUUGCAUGUAACCACCUGAUUUCACUGAUACAUGACUAAGUUGAACCAAUUUAGUGUCCUGUCCUCUCCAUUUGUGAGUGACUUAGUGGUCUAGAACGAGUCCGGAGUCUACCAGUCUGUCAGUCUACCAGUCAACCAGGACUGGAACAGAGUCAGAGUAUCAGUCACAACAUUUCCCUUGGAUUGCACUUUGAUUGACAGUGUUUCAAUGAAAUCCAGGUCAAUUUAUUUAUGCAGUUAAUAAGCCAAUCUGUUAUGCAUAUGGGUCUAAUAUUUAUCCCACAAACUACCGAUAAACCAUUUUUGCGAAAUAAUGUGCAUGCAAUAUUUAUCACAUGGCUUGUGUCAUUAAUCAUUCUUGUGCUUUGUGACAAGCUGGAUCUUAUUUGUCCUGCGUUGGGCUGGUUUUGCGAUCCGGGGGGUAUAGUUGUACACCAGAGUGCCUUAUCCCUCUGCAAGGGGAUCAGCAUUAAUCGUUUGAGCUAUUCUGGCUGAGGCACAGCCUCCGUCCUCAACCGCAGUUUUAGAAGUGAACCAUUGGCAAAUUCCCUUAUUCUUCCAAGAGAAAUAUAUACUUGCAUUUAAAACAAGCCUAAUAAUGUAAACUUCAUGUCAUCGUUCUGUUGGAAUAAUUGUGCAAUACCAGCAAGACUACUUAAAAAAAUAAAAAUAAUCAA